AUGCUGGGCAGUCUGUCCUCUCCUCUAGCCGACACGAUUGUCAGUGCUUGGUCUCCUUGCUCGCGCACUUUUGCCUUACAGCUGGUAAUGUCCUGGGCAAAGCGUUUGAUCGAACUGGAUGAGAAAAAUGAGCCGGAUUCGGAAAAGUUGCACUCUAAUCUCGCUCGAGCUUCUUACGGGGUCCUUGAGAAUUGGGUCGACAUGAUCCUGCUCAAUAAGCUGGGUCCGUAUGCCUCAAACUCUGUGCAGAUUGAACCAGAUCCGCCUAGCUUUUUUGAAGAACCUCUAUGCCCUAUUGGUCCCAGUGCCCAAACUGUUACACCGCGCCUCAAAGAAACUGUAAUUCGCAAGACUGAAGCGAUGGUUCAGAAAGCUUUUGAUGAUCAGGAGAAGAUAACCCCACUCACUAUCAUUCUCAAGGACUCGAAAAACAGUUUGGACGCAGCUGCAUUGAGUGCUUUCCCGAAUGAAUGGCGUGAAUUGGAUCUCGCUUGGGAUCAUGUGAUACAUAAGAGACUGACCGCAGAGCCAGAGGCAAGUCACACAUUGAUUGUCGAUCUGAACGGAACCGACGAAUCGGCCGAGCACCGAUUGCCACAAUUGGUACAUCAAAUCGGUCAGUUCGCCAGGCGAUUUUGUCCUACUUCUGCUUAA
Messenger RNA from Echinostoma caproni, 654 nucleotides. The record is from the annotation of a GenBank genome assembly. NCBI's taxonomy places the organism in Eukaryota, Metazoa, Platyhelminthes, Trematoda, Plagiorchiida, Echinostomatidae.